AGCCAAUCCCCUCGUCAAUAAAUACGCCCAGACCAACCAGAACGAACGCGAAUCCGACCAUCUGGUUCGAUAGUUCCAUUUUUGCACAUCAAUGACGUCUGUGGUGUCAGUCAGCACUAGCUAGUCCAUUCAUCUCCCGUCUUCGGAACACACGGCUCUAAUUAACUUUCGGUAAUCAGCACGUUGCAGCCUCAUUGAGGGGAACAUAUAACAUCUCACCAUGCCCUUUGCUUCUCAGACCAAAUCAUUUAUGCACAAUUGCUUACGAUGGCGUUUUUAAAGUCUCUUGUCCUUUUUGGACUGUUGCAGUUUAUAAACGCUGCGGCGACGAAAUCUUCAGCCCCGAAGAUAAGCUGGGAAGAAUGUCCGUCUUUAAUUCCACCUGGUGUUGAUUGUGGAAAGAUCAAUGUCCCUCUCGCAUAUCAAAGCGGGAAUUCUACCUCUGCCAAAGGAGACGAUACAGUUGAACUGGUUUUCACGCGCUUGAAUCACACAGGCAAAGGCGAGAAACAUGGCGUUCUGUUCUUCAACACCGGCGGACCUGGUGCAUCUGGAGCUGUUACCGUUGCUGGGUCACCAUACGUCUCGGCGAUUUCUUUCUCAGAUGAACUUCGAGAUUCAUACGAUAUCAUCGGACUUGAUCCCCGUGGUGUUGGUGUGAGCAGUCCUGUUCAGUGCGAUCCCAAGGUCUUCAACAAGAGGGUCAAGACUUUUGUUACUACGGAUGAGGAAUACGAUGCGCUAUUCAACUACAGUCGAAGCGUUGGUGAGAGCUGUGCCAAACUCACUGGUCCUUUUAUUAACCAUCUCGACUCCGUCCAUGUUGCGAAGGACCAUGAGGUCGUGCGCAAAGCUCUUGGUGUUGAGAAAUUCAACUACCUUGGCCUUUCAUACGGUACAUUACUCGGUGCAACAUAUGCAUCUCUGUUCCCCAAAUCCGUGGGCCGUAUGGCUCUUGACGCAAACGUGGAUCACUCCCAGUCCGAGAUAGCAACCCUCCUCGCAGAAUCAACCGCCUACGAGACUGUUCUCGAUCAAUUCUUCAAAUGGUGCGAUCACAAUUCAACAUGUGCUCUUCACGGGAAGAAUGCCAGCCGUGUCUGGGACGAGACUCUCGCUCGCGCGGAUUCCGAAGCUAUUCCAGCACCAGGCUGCAACGGAACAUGUCGCUCCGACGUAACAGGUGAAGAGAUUCGAUACAAUGCGCAAGAGUUUCUUACCUUUGUUGAUCUGGACUUUGGCUCUGGAUCUACGUGGGGUGCUCUUGGAGAUGCUAUUCUUCAAGCUAGCAAGGGUAACGCCACUGCGCUAUCGACUUCACUGCCUAGCGGUAAAGUCGUGAAUGAUCCUAGUGGUUCUCCGUAUAGUUACCUUGCUAUCGGGUGUCAAGAUUGGUUGCACAAGUCCAAGACUUCAGUGGACCUGCGUCAAAAGCUCAUCAACGCUGUGACGUUUGCUCCUAGAACAAGAGGUGCCACACAGAUGUAUUACUAUGAGAGUACAUGUAUCGGUUGGCCUGCACCGUUGACGAAUCCGCAAGGACCUUUGGCCGAAGGUAUCAAGGAUGCUCCUACUAUUCUGAUUGCGGCUUCGGUGUAUGAUCCUGAGACGAGUCUUACCUGGGCUGAGGGGGUUAGGGAGCAGUUGACGCAUCGAGUGAGUAUUACGAGGAAUGGAGCUGGACAUACGAGUCACUAUCUUGGAGGCGAUACUAGCAAGGUCAUGGAUCGGUAUUUGGCUACUGGAAAGCUGCCUAGAGAUGGUACAGUCUACAAGACUUGAGUUUCAAGCAAAGUCACGAGAACUUGGAUAAUGUUGGGCGGCUGAUAUUAAUAAUGACGGAAUUGGGGUGGUCGAGUG
Fusarium redolens is the source of this 1860-nucleotide messenger RNA. Its product is annotated as alpha/beta hydrolase fold-domain-containing protein. NCBI's taxonomy places the organism in Eukaryota, Fungi, Ascomycota, Sordariomycetes, Hypocreales, Nectriaceae. The coding region runs from base 268 to 1782 and encodes 504 amino acids. The transcript has a single exon. The record is from RefSeq and is a predicted model, not a curated record.